AUGUAUUUAUUGACAUAUUUGACGAGUUUUCUCCUAUUUAUUUCUCUUCAUAUUAAUGCUAAUAUAAUAUCUGACAAUGAAAUUUAUUAUCCUUCAUUAUGGCAAACUGUUUCAUCAUCAUUAACUGAAUAUCCAUUAGUAAAUGAUUCAUCUUCUCAAUAUCGAUUAAUUGAUUCAUGGUUUUAUCCACAUAGACUUGAUAGUUGGUGGGUAGCAGCUAAUUAUUAUUUAUCAGUCAUACCAUUUUUUGCUGCGAAUGAUGUUGGUCUUAUUACUCCUCAAGAAUCAUUUCGUAUUAUUCAAUAUGCAAAUUUUUGUUCGAAUUCAAUUGAAUGUUUACAACAAAAUAUUGAUGAUACAAUUAUUGAUAACAGAAUUAUUGAUAGUCUUUAUUUAGGACCAAUGUGGUUAACAUAUAAGACUUCGAUUGAUGAUGCUUUAUCAUUAGUUGAAUCGAAAAAAAUUUUAUUACCAUCAAAUCUUGAAAGAUUAUUUUGUUAUGGUUGGGCACGAUUACUUAAUUUAAUUGCAAUGGCAAGAAAAAAUACAAACUUAUAUUAA
This is a messenger RNA of Rotaria sp. Silwood1, 561 nucleotides long. NCBI's taxonomy places the organism in Eukaryota, Metazoa, Rotifera, Eurotatoria, Philodinida, Philodinidae. The record is from the annotation of a GenBank genome assembly.